AUGCAACUUGUUAGUGUUGUAAUCAACACAUUCUUGAUUUCAAUCCAACUUCUCUCAUUGUUGUUACAUUUCGGGAUAGCGAAAGGAACUCCUAUACUUGGGCUCGAACAAAAUGUCACAAGUAAUUCAACUUAUUCGCCAUGGCUCAGAUUAGUAAAGAAUCAACGAGCAAUUGGGUGUUGGAAGCGGCCAUGGAUUUGCAACGAGGGAGAGUCUCCGAUUAGAAUCAAAAGGAUUUGUUGUAGAAAUCGAUGCGUGGACGUAACAUCUGAUGUUAACAACUGUGGGAUGUGUGGGAUUAGGUGUCCAUUCAAUUGGCAAUGCUGUCGAGGCCUAUGCAUAGAUAUAAAUAUCAAUCCAUUCCAUUGUGGGGGUUGUGAGCAUAAAUGUCGAUUCCCUAGCCUUUGCUUCUUUGGAAUGUGUGGAUAUGCUCAACCAUUGCCCCCUUUUCCUUUUCCUCCGCGUCCACCAUUUCCCCCCAGACCACCCUUUCCCCCAAGGCCUUUUCCUCCAAGACCCUUUCCCCCGAAGCCUUUUCCUCCGAUACCUUUUCCGCCGAAGCCCUUUCCUCCGAGACCUUUUCCGCCGAAGCCCUAUCCUCCUAAGCCAUUUCCACCAAGGCCAUGGCCUAAACCUCCAAGAGGCAGUCAGCCUCCACCGGAGGCUUGA
Molecule: messenger RNA, 669 nt
Organism: Fraxinus pennsylvanica
Lineage: Eukaryota; Viridiplantae; Streptophyta; Magnoliopsida; Lamiales; Oleaceae
Source: the annotation of a GenBank genome assembly